GAGUGAUACCUCUUUACCGUUUCCGCUUCCCUGGUGAAAAAGUCGCACCUGGUCACACCUGCCAGGUAACUUCUUACUUCCCUUCCGAGAAACAACUGAAUUAGUGAGUUUGUUUCUCAUGAACAAAGGUACGGAUUAUUUCGGUGAUGUGACCGAAUGAAAAAACAGGGAAAUCAACAAAAAUGACUUUUAGCAACCAGAAGUAGCUUUGCUAACAGUCAGACUCUUGACAGUGCAACAGGUAUUGGCUGAAAAGAGAGAAAACUGGAUUUAAAAGCUCAAGAAUGUCUGGCCAAGGUGGUUUAAUCUCAGAAUUAAUUGAAGACGUGGCACUUUCACCUGACGGUCCAACUGCAGAGCCACAAAUAGCCGGAAAUAAAAAGCCGCAAGAGAGUGACAGUGUUGAGGAAAGACACAAGAUUACAGAUGAUGAUGAUGAAGAAGAAGAAGAGGUGUUGAAGGAGGAGCAAGAUCAAGAGGAGGAAGAGGAAGAGGAAGAGGAAGUGACCGGCUCUGCUCUUCUAGAGCCAAGCACAUUACCAUGGCCUGGAGACAAAGACAAGAGGCCUCAGCUGGACAAUGACGAUGGAGUCUGGUCAGAAAAAGGAGUUUCAGAGCCUGAGGAGAGGGACACGGGGAUCAGCAGAGGAAGCCAAGACCUGUCUGAGGAGCAGAGCCAGUCAGAGAGCGAGAGAAAGAGCAAAGCCAAGUGGAGGGAGAGCAUGCCCGAAGGGGAGAGGUGGAGGGAUGAUGAGAUCGAGGUACAGAGAGACGAUAAAGGGGACGGCUCGCAGGCAGACGAUGAAGAGGAGGACGAUGAUGAAGAGGAGGAAGAUGAGUCAAAUUGGAUGUCAGAGAAAGCUGCUCUCAGUUUCACUCCACAAGUCACGAUUGUGCAUCCGUCCAGCAAAGAGCUCCCUGAGGGGAGCCAGCUCUUCAUAGAGAAGGACGAUGAGAGGGAGCCGCAGGUGGAGCCUGCCUCAGCAAUGCAGUAUUACCCAGAGUGGAUGGAGCAGGACGACAAGUACUACAUGUGUGAGCAUCUGUGCAGUGAAAAACUGAGGCUGGCUCUAGCGACGGCGGCUGCAGCGCUCCUCUUCCCUCUCCUGGUGUGGGGAGGCUACAAACUCCUUCCCUUUGACUCGCCGCUGCUGAAGAGCCCCCCCCUCAGGGUGGUGUACACACUACGCUGCGCCUUCUUUGCCACCAUCCCCAUCCUGCUUGGUGUGGUGGUGCAGGGCAUAGCCCGGCUGCGAUACAACUCACUGAAGCCGCUCUAUCAGAGUAAACUGGUGGACAGAGAGGUCGCUGUGCACUGGCACUACGUCAACGAAUCAGUGGGCCUCUUCCUCUUCUACUUCCUGCAGCUCACCGUCAUGGCAACCUACGUCAGCCAGGAGAUGGUCAAACUGGUGCCACUGCUCACCAUCAUAUUUGUCUUUGGCAGGCUGAUCUACUGGCUGGCCUCUCCCCUGGGCAGCACCAUCAGAGGCCUUGGCUUUGGCUUCUCCUUCCUCCCCAUACUGGUCAUGCUGGGCGCCAACUUCUACUACGUCUGCUCGUCAGUCGGACAAGGGUCCGUUUUCGACAUUGCACCUCCCACAACGGCUCCUCCUCCCAGCCAGCGUUGGUGGGGUUGAAGGGCCACGUCCAAGAGACAGUAAGGAGCUAAGAGACAAACAACUGCCGUAAAUAUCACAACAAAACAACACCGAUGGAAAAACUCCUUCUUUUAAUGUCUUUUGAAAGUUGUAAUCCUAACAUCGAUUUGGUGGCACCUGUGGUUACUCAUGGUAAUUGCAAAUGUGGUUUGAUAUUACAACUGUUGUGCCAGUUUACAGUGCAGCCAAACAAACAUGUUGUUUUGAUAAAGAAGUUAGUCAACCUAAACUGAAUCUUAAUCAAAUUUUAAGAUCAAUCUGCUGAUGAGAAACCACAGGAAAUGACUGUAUGUAAUGUAGACACAUUUUUGAUGAACGAUCGCGAUCAAUGUUAGCUGCGGCAACAAACAUGUUGCGUUUUCUGUGGCUGCUUCACAAUAAAAGCCACCCAGUGCUUUGCUAGUUGAAUGCUUUUAAUGGGAAGCAGCAGGAAAGCAGUAAUUUAAUAUUUGGUAACUUGAUACAGUGUAAAGAGAGCGAACAGUAAAUACUGUUGUCAGUGAGAUAAAAAUGAUCCUGGGUUAUAUACCUGCACUCUAAAUCUAGCAUAGAAAUGGUGGACUCCUAAUUACUAAUUAUUGAAUGUAAAUAUAUUAAAUGGCAAUUGCAGAGAGUAGUGUCAAGACUGUACUCUCUGUAUGUAUCUGAAAAAUGCAGAAAUACAACAAUAUUCACAUUGUAGAUAGAAAAGAAGUUUACUCCAAAAAAGCUUCUAUACUCAUGCAAAUUAAAACUUAAGAAGGCCUCUUUUCACAACAUGUUUACUAUUUUUGUACAAUUUAUUUUCCAUUGUGAACCUUUAAAUAGCCUGCAACUUCUUCUUGUCUUGAACUGAUGAAAUCCAGUUUUGAGGUUGAAUAGUUUCAGUAUGAGACAUCCAGUAUUUGGAUGUGAGGCAACCACAAAACUGUCAUGGAAAAAUAAACACAUGAAACCAGAAAACUGUCAGUUAUAAGCAUUCAAUCACAAGAGCUGGAUAUCAAAAGUAAAUAUUUGAGGGUUAUGCAGAUUUUUUUUAUAUGAGGUUGAAUUAUUAGCAUUGAGUUGUUUUAUGAAUUCUAAUAUUUUAUUUUGUUGUCACACAGCUGGUACUAGUGGUAAUCUUUCAACUUUAUAUUUAUAACUGAGACUGUUGAAUGCAUCUUUGUUUAUUGAUCAAAGGCUUUACUUUGUUUAUAGCAACAGAGGUUGCUGGGCUAUUUUUUAGAUUAUUUUCUUUCUAUUCUCAGUGUAUGAAUGAAUGUGUAUUUAAAGUAAAUAUGAUCAAUAUUUGGGACCUUGAAUGAGUAAAAUAAAGCUUCAUUUCCAAAUAUUAUAAACAA
Molecule: messenger RNA, 2983 nt
Organism: Lates calcarifer (barramundi perch)
Lineage: Eukaryota; Metazoa; Chordata; Actinopteri; Centropomidae
Gene: tmem79a
Product: transmembrane protein 79a
Biological process (GO): regulated exocytosis
Cellular component (GO): trans-Golgi network membrane; lysosomal membrane
Source: RefSeq, a predicted model, not a curated record